This is a messenger RNA of Frieseomelitta varia, 3606 nucleotides long. RefSeq names its product homeobox protein Nkx-2.4. The record is from RefSeq and is a predicted model, not a curated record. NCBI's taxonomy places the organism in Eukaryota, Metazoa, Arthropoda, Insecta, Hymenoptera, Apidae. Bases 733 to 2193 code for a protein of 486 amino acids. The transcript is spliced from 4 exons. Gene Ontology annotation, biological process: cell differentiation; regulation of transcription by RNA polymerase II. Gene Ontology annotation, molecular function: RNA polymerase II cis-regulatory region sequence-specific DNA binding; DNA-binding transcription factor activity, RNA polymerase II-specific. Gene Ontology annotation, cellular component: nucleus.
CGUAAAUGCAACAGGAACAGAGGAAUGCGGCGACUAACGCGGUGUCGUCGCUGGACGCGUCCGACUGCAGUCAGCGUUCCGCAUUGCACCGACGUGUCUACGUCAAGUUGGUUGAUCCGUCGAUGAAGAUCGGCGCCCUGUGAAAUGCCCCGUUGCUCGGUGACGAUGACGAAACGCUCCAAUAUCUUGCAGUGACCGAGUGGGUGGGAUUAAACAGUUCAACAGUGUGCCUGUCCAUCAUCGGUGGUCGUCGAUCGAGUCGAUUCAAUGGAACCAAGUGAUGCGACUGUGAAUCAUUGGAAACUGCGUCGGGCGAUGCGUCGUUUUCUUCUUCGUUUCAGUGGACGAUACUUCGAAUAAUCGUUCCGGAGAAGAAGAACCGAGAACGAAAGAAAGAAAGAAAGAAAGAAAAAUAUUCGGGAAGGGGAAAAGUGAUUAGUGUUAGGGAGUGGACUUAAGUAACGGGACGAUAAAUAGCGGAUAAUAAUAAUAAUAGUAGCUGAUAAGAGAUCAUACUUUUCGAGAACGAAAGAGAAGAACCGUAGCGAGCGACGGGGAGGGGGGUGAGUCGUUGGUGAAACACAGGCGUAUCAUCGGCGAUCGAAAUCAGUCAGCUGAACGGGUGGUUGGAGGCGGUGGUUGAAGUCAUGUCGGUAUCCAGCGGCUAGCGCCGGCCUCAGGAUUCCGCGAAGCGCGAGCUUCAAGUACUUCGAGGGCGCGGGCCUCGUCGAGAUGAGCGGUGGCAGCGGUGGUAACAACGCCGGCAACCAGGGGAACGGCAAUGCCACCAGCUACCACCAGCAUCAGCAACAGCAACAGCAGCAGCAACAGCAACAACAACAGCAGCAGCAGCAACAACAACAGCAGCAGCAGCAGCAACAGCAACAAACUCAGCUGGAGCAAGCUAGCUUGCUGACAGAACUAAACGGUAUCGACCUGGCGAUGAGCCUGUCGCCCAAACAGCAUUCGUCCCACGUACAAGCCGCUGGUGGCGCUCAUACCACUCCGUUCAGCGUUAAUGACAUCCUCUCGCCUAUCGAUAACGAGUCGUUCAGGAAGCUGGAGCAGGUGAUCGGCGUCGGCGUGGUAUCGCCUUACGGAAACGCGUGCGGCGCCCGUGUCGGCGGCAAUACCGGUAGCUCGAGCGCGAGCAGCGGCAGUCCACCGCUUCACGGAGGCUCGACGCCCGGUGGCGGAACACCCGGACCGGUUUCCGGUCCGAACGACGCCGCCGGAGGAGGCAGCGGCGCUGCCGGUGCCGGCUCAGGCAUGACCGCCAUGGGCAAUCCUUACGCGACCAUGCAACUCACCUCGCAGUAUCAGUACUGCGCCGCGGAAUUGUCAUAUCAUCAUGCGGGGCCACCGGUCGCCGGAGGCGCGACCGCCACCGACCCUAUGAGAUCUCAUCAUCCGUGGUACGCGCCUGCACCGCCGGCCACCAAUGAUCCCCGUUUCGCCAUCUCGCGACUAAUGGGCGCCGCAGCAGCGGGCGCCGGGACCAACAUGGCCGGCUGUUCGGUGGGCCAGUCAAUGGGCGACGUGACCAAGUCGUCGGGCAUGGGAGUGGGCGUCGGCGUCGGCGUCGGUGUCGGCAUGGGCGUCGGCGCGAUGCAAUUCCCCCACCUUCCCCAGAGACGAAAGCGUCGCGUUCUGUUCACUCAGCAGCAGGUUCACGAGCUCGAGAGGCGGUUCAAGCAGCAGAAAUACCUGAGCGCGCCUGAACGGGAACACCUAGCCGCCCUAAUUCACCUUACGCCCACUCAGGUGAAAAUAUGGUUUCAAAAUCACCGAUACAAGUGCAAGAGACAGGCAAAGGAGAAGGCGAUGGCCGAACAGAACGCUCAGAAUCAGAGCGCUAGUUCGCCGCGACGGGUGGCUGUGCCGGUGCUGGUGAAAGACGGCAAGCCAUGCGGAAGCGGCGGCGGAGGCGGGAACGAGGGUAGCCGCGGCGGACCAAGCGCGGCCUUGGCAAGUCCAGCGCCUCACAUGACCGCGGCGUCGAGUCCUCACGGCUCUCAUCACGCGGCCUCCUCGGUGCCUCAUCACUCGGUGGUCGGUGUGAACCACGUGAUAACGUCCAGCCAGAGUCUCCAGCAUUGCUCGUACUCGAGGACCGGUGCCCAGCAGAGCAUGCAGCAGCAGCAGCAGCCACAAUGCGGCGCGUACCUGCCGUUCCAAGGCCGGGCCUGGUAGUACAUGCCAUCCGCGGCGGGGGCCAACCCCUCCGUCGCAGGUCCAGCUGCCUGGUACCCCAUGGAAGACAGCCCCUAGAGACAGUCCUGCUGCGUCGCGCGCUCCGACCUCUGUGAGUCGUUUCUAGAACAGCUCGCCUCGACUGGCUGCUCAUUGGAAUUGAACGACGAGACUGAUCUAGAGGACACUGUCCUUCCCUGGUGACGAGAAUGCUCACCCGCAGACACUGGAUAAAAGAGAGACACUCUCGGUGACGGUUGUUGUCGUCAUCGAAAUAACGUUUCAACGAAAUCGACUUGUUCCAAUAGAUACAUUGACAAACUGUGCACGCUGAUGAUUUUCUGCGCGAGCCGCAGGGCGGUUGCUAGGAGUCAGUGAUCAGUCAGUGAAGUAUUAUACCGUGAAGGAUCCUCUGUGCGAAUCGCUCGAGUGUCGGUUGAAACAUUUGGAUCAACGGCAGUUGUCUUGAAUCUUCCCCUCCCCCGAGUCGAUGGAUCUUGACGGAUCUGAAAGAAAUUGGGAUGAUAAAUAUAUCGAGUAAGCCUCAAACGUAAGACGCAACGUACUUACAUCGGUUUUGUCGUUUAUUUCGACGCUUUUGUUAUUUUAGAAAUGUAAUGCUCGACUUCUGUUCUGUUGUCUUGCCGGAGAGCGUGGAAGGUCCUUCCAAUCAUUGAAUAUUCAAUCUGAUUCCACCUUGGCAAGACAGAUUCGACACGUGUCAGUGAAUAGAAACGAGGUUCGAGCAAUUUCUAAUGUUUAAUUUAUCUGUGAAAUCUAUCUCAAUCCUCUUGGUUAGGGUAAAUCUUGAUUUGUCACAAACGUAACGUUGAACAGCUUCAUCCUUGAAGGAACGAAAGCUGAAUCGACAGGGAAAACUUUUUAUUUUGCGAUACGCACGAAUUGUAAUUGUUUGAAAUUGCACGGAGGCGAACGUGACGUGGCUUCGAAACAGGAAUUGUUCGCGAAAUUAUGCGCCGAGAAACACCGUGUGGGCUCCCGGAUUACGCGCGUUAACGAGCGUAAUUGACUUUAAACACGGGUAAAUUUGGCUUCACUUCGCAAUCAAAAGAGGCAACGCGUCGGGAAAGGAUUGCAGGUGUGCGGGGCGUACUCGAAAACACGUCGAUUCCAAUUGCGAGAAACCGUACACCGGUUCUGUCCACCGCGUGUGUCACCGGAGACGCACUUUCGCGACAUUGUUGCGUUGCAGCAACACAUAUCCUCGAGGAGGGGCUCGAGUUUCCAUUGGGACAGGGAACAACACCGGUUCAGCGAAAACUAACUUCGAAAUUUCCAAUUAUUUCCAGUUGUUCCGCUCCGAUAGAUCAAAGAAUUAAUCUGUCCAGAUUAAUUCAAUUCAUUCUUUUUCUUUUUUUUUUUUUUCUUUUUUCUGUAAACUCUUGUUGCACA